Molecule: messenger RNA, 1566 nt
Organism: Hypoxylon fragiforme
Lineage: Eukaryota; Fungi; Ascomycota; Sordariomycetes; Xylariales; Hypoxylaceae
Product: putative MFS transporter
Exons: 5
Coding region: 1-1566 (521 amino acids)
Biological process (GO): transmembrane transport
Cellular component (GO): membrane
Molecular function (GO): transmembrane transporter activity
Source: RefSeq, a predicted model, not a curated record
AUGGCGCCAGUAAAAUCGAAUCCCGAUCUCAUGGACUCUCAGUCGACUCAGAUCAAACAAGAUGUCAUAUCAAAUUAUGAAAAUGAUGAAGACCAGAGCGGUCAUGUGGUGCUUUCGGAGGAGAUAGCUAACGUCACUAACAUUGCCGCUGAGAAGGCACUCUGCCGCAAAUUCGAUCUCCGUUUACUCCCUGUUUUGGCUGUCAUGUACCUAUUCAAUGCUCUUGACAAGGGAAAUCUUGGGAAUGCUCAGACUGCGGGCCUGUCUAAAGGGAAACGCAAUAUUUAUUUUGUGCAUACCGCAGACUUGCACUUCAGGACUGGACAAUAUAACCAGAUUGUCGGAAUAUUCUUCGUCCCCUACGUCUUAUUUGCGCCACCUAUUGCCAUGUUAGGCAAGAAGUAUGGUCCAGCUCGUGUCCUGCCCAUCUUGAUGUUUUGUUUCGGCUCCCUCACGCUGCUCAUGGCUGCAACGACCAAUUUUGGCGGCAUCUUCGCUCUCCGAUGGCUCCUUGGCAUGGCCGAGUCUGCCUUCUUCCCCCUUGUCAUCUAUUACCAGACAACAUUUUAUAGGCGUGGCGAACUUGCACGUCGUCUUGCUAUCUUCUACGCCGCAUCCAACAUAGCCAACGCCUUCAGUGGGCUCCUCGCGUUCGGCUUGUUUCAGAUCAAAUCGACUCUAGUAGACCAUUCUUGGCGUUGGCUCUUCAUUGUCGAAGGUUGCGUCACAGUGUGCUUUUCUAUAUUUGCCUUCUUCUACCUACCUCGAUCCGCCGCCGAGGCCUGGUUUCUGAACGAAGACGAGAAAGUACUAGCAUACCAUCGUAUACAGGUCGACAGUUCUUCCGGCGUGAACGAGAAAUUUGUAUUAAGAGAAUCCCUGAAAAUAUUCAAGAGACCAGCCACAUACGGGUUUCUUAUCAUUGAGAUAUGCCUAGGCGUACCUUUACAAGCCGUGUCUCUGUUUCUACCUCAAAUUGUCCAACGGCUAGUCAAUAGCACAGUCACCAUCAACCUCUAUACUGUUGCCCCUAAUGUUACUGGUGCUAUUAUGUUACUAGUUCUUGCGUUCGCAUCUGACCAUUGGCGGAUCCGAUUUCCCUUCGUGUGCCUCGGGUUUGCAUUUACGUUUGUUGGCUUCAUCGUUUAUGCCACAAUCCAAGACGUAAAUGCGCAAAUUCGGGUCGCUUAUUUUGCAACGUUUAUGAUGUGCUGGGGGACGUCUGCACCGUCCGUUUUGCUGAGCACUUGGUACAACAACAAUAUAGCACACGAGGGGGAGAGGUUGACGCUCACAGCAGUUGGAGUUCCUCUGGCAAAUCUUAUGGGACUUAUACCCAGUUACGUAUUCCAGGAGCGGGAUGCGCCAAAAUACGCCCCUGCACUCAUUACGACAGCUUGCUUCGGUGCCACAGGAUGCCUUGUCGCGGGAUGCCUAGGGCUUUUCAUGAUGCGGGAUAAUAAUCGCCGCAACCGUCAACAGGGAGUAAAUCUUACUGCAAAAGAUGUACCGACACUGCAGCUGAGAGACGGUCCUCGAGUUAGGGAGUUUAGAUGGUUCCUAUAG